Messenger RNA from Emiliania huxleyi CCMP1516, 1443 nucleotides. RefSeq lists its product as hypothetical. Lineage: Eukaryota; Haptophyta; Isochrysidales; Noelaerhabdaceae. Bases 1 to 1443 code for a protein of 480 amino acids. Gene Ontology annotation, cellular component: nuclear origin of replication recognition complex; nucleus. The record is from RefSeq and is a predicted model, not a curated record. Gene Ontology annotation, biological process: DNA replication initiation; DNA replication. The transcript is spliced from 2 exons. Gene Ontology annotation, molecular function: DNA replication origin binding.
AUGGAGGUGGAGGAGGCGGAGCUACGGGAGGCGAUCAGCGAGGCGGCCUCCGCGGCGGUGCGGGCUCCUUCGGCCUGGUCGCCGGGGGCGCGCCCUCGCUCCGCGGUCUCCGGCAGCGCCGCCGACGCCGCCGACGCCCCUCCGACUGCCUCUGUUCCGACGGCGGCGCCGCUGCGCGACGAGGACGGCUUCCCACUCGAGCCAGAGCAGGUGGCGCCGCUGCUGCGAGCGGCGCGGCGAGGCGCGUACGCGCGGCUCCUCGCGCCCGCCGCCGAGUCGGGCCUCCUCUCGCACUUGCACGCCGCGGCGCGCGACGACUUGCGCGAGAUCCUGCUGCGCACCGCGGGCGGCCUCGAGAACUCGACGGCGCUGCUGCUCGGGCCUCGCGGCGCCGGCAAGCACCGCGUGCUGUGCGAGACGCUGGCGGAGCUGCGCGGCAAGAGCGGCGCCGCGGGCGCGGACUUCCUCGUCGUCGACGUGUCCGCGGUGCUGAUGACGGACGAGGUGUCCACCCUGAUGGGCAUCGCCGCGCAGCUCAACCUGACGGCGCAGAUCCACAUGAGGAGGUUCGGCUCGUUCGCCGACGGGCUGAGGCACAUGCUGCACUUGCUGCGGCGCUCGCGGCCCGGCUCGCAGGGCGAGGGGCAACGGGAGGGGCAGGCGCAGCCGGUGUGCUUUGUGCUGCACAACUUCGAGGACUUUGCGCUCCGCCCAAAGCAAACCCUCCUCUACUCGCUCUUUGACCUCUGCCAGACGGACGACGCGCAGAUGGCCGUCAUCGGGCUCACCUCGCGCGUCGACGCGCUCGACCUGCUCGAGAAGCGGGUCCGCUCGCGCUUCUCGGGCCGGCAGCUCGCCCUCUCCUACCUCCCGACCGUCGCCGACGCGACCUCCCUCCUCCGCCGCGCGCUGAGCGAGCCCGUCCCCGCCGAGGCGAAGAGCGUCGACGGCCGCCUCGUGCGCCCCUUCCACGGCGCGUGGGCGAGUGCGGUCGACGAGCUGUGCGCCGCCCUCGAGGCCUCGCCCACCCUCGAGCGGCUCCUCUGGCACGGCCUCACCCCGCGCACCCUCCUCGCCGGCCUCAAGCUCCACCUCGCCGCCCUCAGCCCCGCGGCGCCGCUGCCGACCGCCGACGGCGUCGAGGCGGCGCUCGCCCGAGAGCUCCCUCUCCCGGUGGCGGAGGCGCUGCUCCCCGAGCUCUCCGUCGUCGAGCUCCUCCUCCUCCUCUGCCUCCAGCGCCGUCUCGACACGGACGCGCCGCCGCCGCACACGCUGCGCGCCGUGCUCCGCGAGUACCACCAGUUCCUCGCCGACGCGCCAGAGGCGGCGGCGCACCCGGCGCUGGUGCUCCGGCUGUCGCCGCGCGCGCUCGAGUGCUACGUACGCGACGCGGCCGUCCUCCCGACGCACGUGCGCCGCUUCGGCGUCUCUUGGCUCAAGUGA